Molecule: messenger RNA, 671 nt
Organism: Cynara cardunculus var. scolymus (artichoke)
Lineage: Eukaryota; Viridiplantae; Streptophyta; Magnoliopsida; Asterales; Asteraceae
Product: two pore potassium channel a-like
Exons: 2
Coding region: 11-571 (186 amino acids)
Source: RefSeq, a predicted model, not a curated record
UUUGGGGAUUAUGAUUGUCGACACCGUUAUUUUGAUUUUGAUCGAGGGAUUGGACUUUAUUCAUGCCUUGUAUUGUAUCAGUAUAACAAUCACAAGUGCAGGUACCGAAAAAUGCUUCUCAACAAAACUUGGACGAAGCUUCGCAAUAUUCUGGAUGAUAUUUGGUGCUCUUUAUAAAAAUUUUGUGCUCUUUACUUUUACCAAGGUAUACACAGAAAUAAAACAAAGGUCAAAAGAGAAGAUAAAAGCGAUGGCUAUAAAAAUACCGAAGCCAGCGAUGUUGGGCGAGAGAGACGACAAGAAAGAUGAUAAGAAGUCAGACAAGAAAGACGAUAAGAAGCCAGACGAUAAGAAGCCAGACGAUAAGAUGCCAGACGAUAAGAAGCCAGACGAUAAGAAGCCAGACGAUAAGAAACCAGAUUAUAGCAAUCAUGUUCCAAUACUCAUUCAAGAGCUAAUAGAGGAGGGGGUGCUCAAAUACGAAGACAUAGAAGCUUUCAGGGCAGAGUUCAGAAAACUCGGCCCUCGUGGCACGAAUAGGUUGACGUUACGUGAAAUUAUGGCGUCGUAAAUAUAGUUGUGAAAUGAUGUGUUAAUGUCCUCUAAAACAGCCACUUAACGCAUUAUAUAAGGAUGUUACUAUUGAUGGUCUUCCUACUUUCUUACAAGUA